Messenger RNA from Myripristis murdjan (pinecone soldierfish), 5285 nucleotides. RefSeq names its product CDC42 effector protein (Rho GTPase binding) 4b (gene cdc42ep4b). Gene Ontology annotation, molecular function: small GTPase binding. Gene Ontology annotation, cellular component: plasma membrane; cytoplasm; cytoskeleton. The transcript has 2 exons. The record is from RefSeq and is a predicted model, not a curated record. Bases 444 to 1442 code for a protein of 332 amino acids. NCBI's taxonomy places the organism in Eukaryota, Metazoa, Chordata, Actinopteri, Holocentriformes, Holocentridae. Gene Ontology annotation, biological process: Rho protein signal transduction; positive regulation of actin filament polymerization; regulation of cell shape.
CGCAGCGAACUGGACGGACGCAGGAAGACUUCCAUGCUGCGCACCAGCAGAGGACUGUACGGCAGCGACUCUUCUCCUCCACAGUGAAUUAACCCAAACGAGCGUGUAGUGAUUCUGCGGAGAGCCUUCACUUCACUGAGCUCACACUUUGUGUUUUGCCCUGCGCUCUGGGGAAAGUCGAUUGGAAUACAGGCCACAGCGAAACUUCCACACCGGGAGGACUCUGUCAAAGCAAGGCUGAUGCAAGGAUAGGCUGGAGCCUGAGCUUGAGGCUGGACUGAUUCUGGAGGACCAUAAUGGCUACCCAACCGAGACACCUGGAAUUAUACUCCCUUUGACAACAUCCCACUCAGUUUCCAUUGAACUUAGGAAGGAUCUCAGCUGAGUUCUCAUAGCAUCAACCAUUUCAUUUUUGCCUGCGGAUUAAGAUUAAGACUGCCAUCAUGCCUAUCCUGAAACAGCUGGUGUCUAACUCUAACCAGUCUAAGCGACGGUCUCGGGCCGACCUGACUGCAGAGAUGAUCAGCGCUCCACUGGGGGACUUCCGUCACACCAUGCACGUGGGCCGGGGGGGAGAUGCCUUUGGAGAUACUUCUUUUCUCAGCACCCGGUCUGGAGAACCUCCUAGGGAGCCAGAAAACAAGCAGAGCUCCCCAGGGUCCAAACAAGGGCUGCUGUCCCGCACCUUCAGAAGCAGCAAACGCUCCCAGUCAGUCAACCGGGGCGACAAGUACGAGAGCAGUAUGAUGGGAUCCUCUGGGGUGUCAUCCAACUUUGUGAAAAAUGCCAUAUCCCUGCCUUACCUAAAUGAGGAGGAUGCCAGUAGGGGCACCCAACUACCGAAGAGUGUCUCCUCCAGCCCGAUGAAGAAGCUGUCAGAGAUCGAGAGCAAACCAGUGAAUGGAGCAGCAGCCAUGGCAACGAUGGAUGCAGAGUUUGAUGAGCAUAACUUCGGUGAGCUGACAGAUUUGCCUCCAUCCAUGCCCAAGGGAGGUGGGAUGAAGCACGCAGAGUCUAUCAUGUCCUUCCAUAUUGACUUGGGCCCCUCCAUGCUGGGGGAUAUCCUGAGUGUGAUGGAAAAGAAAGGCUGGGAGGAGGAUGACCUGGGUUACGAGGAAGGCAAGGGCAGUGAGGGCCGUGGAUCACCCUCCCUCAGUCCCCCCAUGGAGGAUGAAGACCAGGCCCCAGUCAGGCCCCCUCGCGCCAUGUACCAGCAGAAGGCCAUGGUCGAUCCCUACACCCCAGAGCUGCCCACCAGGAACAACCACCAUCACCUGGAUAGCUGCUCUGUGUCCAGCUCUGGCUCAGCUGCCCUCGAGGAGAAACCUCACAACCACCUGCAUGAUAUGGACACAGACAGCGCAAAGUACAGCUCGCCACGUGGGGAAGAUGACAGAGAUUUCUCCUUCAUGGAUGAAGAUGACGAUGAGAUUCGAGUGUAACCUGGUAUUACUACCAUGAACAGUCUCGGAGGACGCUGAGGGAGACAAGCAUUUUCCACAAGAUGGGAAGCUAUCAGAAGCUGGGAAAGGGAUUUAGAGGCACGGUGAAAUGGGAGGACCCCCUCCUCAUUACACUACUUAUGGAUCUAGCUCAAUCUCUGCGCACUUUGUUCAACUAUACCUACUGCAUCAUAAAUAAAAUUCUACAAUUACGCCUUAGUCACCCUACCGUGGCCAGAAGAUGUGAACUGUUUGUGUGUGCUAGAGUUCCAGAUUGAAUGGAUAUUAAAAAAAAUCCCAUGAAUCCAUUUAUGCUCGCCAGUAACAGAAUUCCAGUGUUGACCACUGACAGAAGCUGAGAGACAGAUCGGAGAACUGAAUUACUGGCUCAUUCACCGUGUUUCUUUUCUUUCUUUCUUUAUACACACAGCAACACAUUGACACUCCUUGAAGUCUUGGGUUCAUUGCAUUUUGCUUUUUUUUGUUUGUUUUUUGAAAAAAAGACAUCCACUCCCCCAUGAUCAAACAAUAUUUAGCACCAAGCUCAAUUCCUGCCCUUCUCAACGGUGCAAUAAGGAGGAAGGAAAACCAUCAAGCCAAUGGUGAUGAGUGUCACAUUCUUUUAAAGAGGAAGUAACAGGUGACCAUGAGGUUGAAGGACUGUACCGCUGAUGUCAAUCACAUGGAGGUCAUUUGGAGAGUGUGUGAUUUGUGAGGUGAGGAAGAGGACAUGUGAGGCCACAGAUGAGAGUGGAUGUCUAAAACAGAUUCUGAGGAAGGAAGAGGGAAAGGAAAAGAAGUGAAACUGAGGUAGACUCAUGUCCCAGUGUGGGAGUACUAGCGACCGUGGAGCUUCAUUUGCCAAUGACAAUAUUGUGGCAUAGACACUAAAUAGAUAAAAUAGAUAUUACUUUUGCCCAUUUCUGCUUUUAAGGGGUAAUCUCUCUUAUUUUUUACUUUAUUUUGUGUACAUACAUAAUUCAGGACAUGUGCUGCAGUGGCUCAUUGUAUUUGAAAUUAGAUAUUUUGCCGCUUUCUAUCUUUGGCAAGUCGAGAUGCGCAAUCCACUUUUUUCAGUUCCGAUCUGGUUCUGAUACCCAAAUUUGGAUUUCUUCCGAUACAAUACCGAUACCAGGGCUCUUUUUUUUCCCUUCAAUAUUAUUAGCAUUAUUAUUAUUGUCGAUGUUGUUGCUGGUAUUAUGUGUAAAGUUACAUGCCAUAGUAAGCCACACAGCACCUCUUGUAAUUAAAAAAAAAAAUAUGGGGACUGUGUAGAAUUGUUUAAUUACUAAUACUGUGCUACAAUAUUUUGGCUAUUGGCUUAAAAUUGCAUCAUUAUAUAUUUAUUAUUCAUAAUGGUAUCUGGAUUGGUAUGUGGAUCGGUAAUGUCAGUCCGAUAUCCAGUGAGUGAGUUACGUCAGUAUCGGCACACAACAUCGAUGCCGGGGUUGGAUCGGUCCCAACUCUAUUGGCAAAGUCACUUCAUACUUAACAUUUACAGAUAGAUCAGAACCCGUGACUUUUGUCUUCAUAAGGGAUCAUACUUAAUGUAUGCGCACUGUUAUUUCUUCGCAAUUUUGGACGGCAGGAUUUUUCGAUAUGGUUCAUUUCUUAUCACAAUUAGUAAUGGUACCAUUCAUUGAGCCAGCGUUUUCCUUAGGUACCUUGAAUUGGCUACAUGGCACUUGAUUAAUGGACUCAAGUAGACACAAUGCUUGUCUAAGUCACAUCAAUUAGCUGAUGGUGACUUCUCCAAAUCACUGUCUCCCUUACACAAUUACUCACUGUUAGUGAAUGCUUCUUAAUUUACUUGUGUACAAAAAUGUGAAUUAUUAUUGGAAAAUGAGGCCUUUUGUACGUGUUUAGUGUCCUAUACUGUUUUUUUUUUUUUUUUUUUUUAAACCUUUGUUAAAACUGACUAGGACACAAGUUGAGACUGUGGCUGAAUAUGACUGUACAAGUGAUUUGUAUUUCUGUGUUGUCACAUCUCAUUCCACAUCAUUACUGAAGUUGGUAGAAUCAGCAGGUCAGCAGAGAGACAGAAGAAAUGUCUGAAAUGGAGUCAGUGGGUGUAGGAAGAAUGAUCGUUAUGCCUCUGUCCAAAAAUGUCUCUUCUCUCUACAUGCCUUUGUACACUUGUCUGAAACGAUUGGGCAAGAAUGUUAAAAGCUGAAGAAGGUUAUGUUAUCAUACUCCCAUAUGUUUCUUUUAGAGGGAAAUCAAAGAUGUCUUGGGGGCAAUGAGAGAAGAAGAUGUUUCUUGAACAGGCCCCAGGCGUGAAAAUGGGCACCUCCCCUUUAUCCCUCAAAUCACCCUGUAGUAACCGUUUAUUAAAUCAACCAAUCAUCUGUCCUUUCCCAGUGUUCUUACUCACUAAAUGUACUGACUGAAGGCCUCUUACCAGCUGGAAUUAUUCCACAAAUGACGAGUUAGGAACAGGAACAGGCAGGUGGGCUGUUUCUCCGGCUGUUUUGUGUUCACUUGGUUUUAUAAUGCAGAGAGCUCCCACUGCCUCAUUCAUUAGGCUCCUCUAGAUUGAUCGGGGUAUAUUUAGACAGAAAGACUUUCAUUCAUUUCUGGCUUCUUGAUUAAUGCAUAGUCUCCUCCUUUAGUUUGAAAAAAUUAUAUUUGCCAUAUGUAGUGAAUUGGGGGGUAUUGAAUUAGAUUCCUGUUUUGGCACGGAUGCAGGGGGAGGGCACAUUGCUCAGUUUGAUUUUAGCAAGGGAUUCAUCAUGCUAGGACGUGUUUUCAUUCAGUCAUGUGUUUAUGCAGUGUUUUACAAUCACGUCUGCAUGAAGAAGUUGCAAAAAUGAUUCAUUCAGAAAUUGAAAAUGAUCUGGUGGAAAAUGCCAAGUGAGUUGUCACCAUAAUUUUUGGUAACAAUAGGCAGGGUAAUGGAUUUUGUUUAUUUUUGACUUGUGUAUGGGCCGCAGUUUGAUUUCACGCCUCAGACCUCUUUAGCGUUUUUCAGGUAAAUGGGCCAAAUAUUAAGAUGUCUUUUACUUUAUGUCUGCUUUUUUUUUUAUCCAUUGUCAAACAUGUUAGUGGAUUGUGGAUUGUUUUGGCAGCUGCAAUCCCUCAGUUCCUCAUGUUCAUCACCAAGAAACGAAAUCUUCAAAAAGAACAAGAACACUCCUAUCUGCUGUUGAUUUAAGCACGUCAUGUAAAUACAAUUUGUGCCAUCCAUGGAUACAGUGAGCAGUCUUGGUUAUCAGCAAAAUUGCAUAGUGGCGCCAUCGAAAAGAACCACAAGAAGGCUUUAACACUAAUAGCACACUUGGGUGAGGUGGUAACUUAGCGUUAGUUUUAAUCUUCACGGGUUGCCAGAUGUGUGGAGCUUAAUGCAGCUGGGCAGUUUACACAGUCGAGUAGAAGCUGUCAAUCAGAAAAGUACACUAAAUUGAAAUACUUUCGAGUGAAUGUCUGAGCUUUCUGGUGCUGAUUGUGUUGCUUUGUGGGGAAACUCCACCCUAAGCGGGCCAAAAUAAACCAUAUAAAGGAAUCUGCAAGUACAGUUUGCCACAGGUCUGCUAAAAAGUUUUCAGUGCCCUGAUGUCUGUGGCUGGGUGAGUGGUGAAAAAGAUAGGGAUUGUGAAAAACAACUGGCUCAAAGUUCAGCUGUAGAAUGUGUGUGUGCGUGCGUGCGUGCGUGCGUGUGUGUGUGUGUGUGUGUGUGUGUGUGUUUUCCCAACUCAGUGACUAUAGUGUUAUGCCAAGUAUGUGCUAUUUUCUUUUCCUCUUCUUUCUCUGGUUUUACUGUAUAUUAAUAUAUAUUUACCUCCCUUUCUUUCUUUGAAAUAACAGCUAUAUUUUUCAAUAAAAGAGAAAGCUGGUAAUCUUUAA